CCGGCGCGUGGAUUACGUCGAAAUAGGGCGCCGGCUAAAGAUUCUAGACGCCUACGGACUAACGGCGCGAGCCAUGGCGGGCACGGGUUUGGUGGCCGGAGAGGUGGUGGUGGACGCGCUGCCGUACUUCGACCAAGGCUACGAGGCGCCUGGCGUGAGGGAAGCGGCUGCGGCUCUGGUGGAGGAGGAAACGCGCAGAUACCGACCUACCAAGAACUACCUGAGCUACCUGACAGCCCCGGAUUAUUCUGCUUUUGAAACUGACAUCAUGAGAAAUGAAUUUGAAAGACUAGCUGCUCGACAACCAAUUGAAUUACUCAGCAUGAAACGAUAUGAACUUCCAGCCCCUUCCUCAGGUCAAAAAAAUGACAUUACUGCAUGGCAAGAAUGUGUGAAUAAUUCCAUGGCCCAGUUAGAGCAUCAAGCAGUUCGGAUUGAGAAUCUGGAACUAAUGUCACAGCAUGGCUGUAAUGCCUGGAAAGUGUAUAAUGAAAAUCUAGUUCAUAUGAUUGAACAUGCACAGAAAGAGCUUCAGAAGUUAAGGAAACAUAUUCAAGAUUUAAACUGGCAGCGAAAGAAUAUGCAACUCACAGCUGGAUCUAAAUUGAGAGAAAUGGAAUCAAACUGGGUGUCUCUGGUUAGUAAGAAUUAUGAGAUUGAACGGACUAUUGUGCAACUGGAAAAUGAAAUCUAUCAAAUAAAGCAGCAGCAUGGAGAAGCAAACAAAGAAAAUAUCCGGCAGGACUUCUGAAUAGACCGAUUUAGCAGAAAGGAAGAAAAGUAGGGAUUUUGCAAAGCAUCAGGUGCCUGAACUUCCUCUGAACUGUUUUAAUACAGCGUCCUUUCAGUAGUUGGUGGUUAAAUGUUUGGAGACUAUACAGUUUGUGCGCUGUUGAAUUUCUUUUGUUUGUGUGUCUUAACAAAAUAAAGAUUUUUCAACAUGGUUGUA
Molecule: messenger RNA, 949 nt
Organism: Nannospalax galili (Upper Galilee mountains blind mole rat)
Lineage: Eukaryota; Metazoa; Chordata; Mammalia; Rodentia; Spalacidae
Gene: Bcas2
Product: BCAS2 pre-mRNA processing factor
Exons: 7
Coding region: 74-751 (225 amino acids)
Biological process (GO): mRNA processing
Cellular component (GO): precatalytic spliceosome; catalytic step 2 spliceosome; Prp19 complex
Source: RefSeq, a predicted model, not a curated record